AUGGCAAUCAUGAGUACCCUUUCCUUCGCCCAAGACCCUCGCGCUGACUUUGCACUCAAAAUAUGCGCCGGGGGACUUGUUCUUAUUUUCGUCCAAACGAUCCUUUCGGCAGUCUACUGUUUAUUCUUCCACCCCCUUAGGAAGUUUCCCGGACCGCCCCUUGCUCGUGUCUCGAGACUAUGGAGUCGACUUGGAAACUUUCAAGGCCGAAAAUCAGAGAGAAUCCAUGAAGCCCACGGAAAAUAUGGCUCUGUUAUUAGGGUUGGGCCAAACGAGUUAUCGUUCGCGGAUCCGGAAGCCGUCCGUGCCAUAUACAAUUCCGACGUGUUCAUCAAAGAAGAGAGUUUUUAUCGAGCUAAACGGAUCUUCCACGAAGACUUCCUCCUAAGUUACCGGGACCCAAAGGCACAUAGGCAGCGUCGGAAGCUUGUAUCCCGUGGCUUUUCCCAGGCUUCUAUGAACGAAUUCGAGCCAAACAUCGAUACCAAGAUUACCGCUAUGUUAGACCACUGGACGACCAAGACAGCGCAGGGCAAUGCCAUUGAUGUCUUUAGCUGGGUUCACUGGCUAGGAUUCGAUACCGUUUACCAUCUCAUGUUCGAUGUUGAUCCGGGGUGCGUCAAACAUGGGCGAUCCCACGAGGUGAUGCCAUAUUUCUAUGCCUGGAAGCCGACCUACAUGUUUAAAGAAUUUCUCCCUGUUCUUGAGCGGUGGGGUGUUCUUGUUCCGGGUUAUGUAGGCAACUGCUUCCGUGGCGUCAAUAAGUGGAAGAAGUAUGCGAUGAACAUUAUCCAGGACUGCCGCGCUACGGGAGUCAACACGCCUUUCCUGCGCCAAGUUAUUUCCAGUCCCACAGGCCCCAAAGAUGUUGACCCGGGUGCUUCCCUUACCAACUCCCAGAUAGCGGAAGAAUGCAUGGGUGGAAUGUUUGGAGGUACUGGGACGACGGCGACUACAUUCAUCUACAUCCUCUGGGGCUGCUUACAGAAGCCAGAAGUGACCAAACGGCUUCAGGAAGAGCUCAGGGCAGCCUUCCCCGACCGCGAUGCAGUACCAGAGUACCGUGUGUGCACAGGGUUGCCUUUGCUUCAGGCAGUCAUCAACGAAACAUUGAGGCGAUACCCGACCAUUAUUGCCACACUGCCGCGAACAGCAAUCCAGGACACGGUAGUUGCGAACGUUGCUGUCCCUAAAGGAACCAUUGUCGGCAUCCAAAACUUUACCAUCCACCUGAAUGAAGAGGCCUUCCCCAACGCCGAGGAAUGGAACCCCGACCGCUGGCUUGCAAAGGAGGGAGAAGAACAACGAAGAGAGGCAUGGGUUCCAUUUUCCGUGGGACCUCGCAAGUGCAUCGGGAUCAAUCUAGCGCAGAUGGAGCUCAGCAAGCUCACAGCAGCGUUCUUCCGCCGAUUCGAUGCUUCGAUUGACAGUAGUAUGACACAGGAUGACAUGAGACUGUAUGAUACUUUCAAUGCUAGCCCGGCGAGCAAGAAGCUGGUCCUUCACCUCAAGCAAUGCGAAGAUUGA
Messenger RNA from Clonostachys rhizophaga, 1527 nucleotides. Lineage: Eukaryota; Fungi; Ascomycota; Sordariomycetes; Hypocreales; Bionectriaceae. The record is from the annotation of a GenBank genome assembly.